CUGCUCCCGCCGCAGCCGCCGCCAGGGCCGCUGGCUCCCGCCCGGGGGCGGCGGCGGACGCGGGAGGGGAAAAGCUCGGUGCGGACGGGAUCCCCCCCUGCGGGCUCGGCGGCAGCGGCGGCCCCUCCUCCCGUGGCUCCCCGCUUCCCUCCCCGCGGGUUUGUGGCGUUGCGCCGGGGGAGGAUGAACGGAGGAUAAAUGGUGCCCAAGGCGGACAGCGGCACCUUCCUCCUCCUCUUUCUCCUGGUGCUGAGCAUCACCGAGCCGCUGCGGCCAGAGCUCCGCUGCACCCCAGGGCAGUUUGCCUGUCGGAGUGGUACCAUCCAGUGCAUCCCUUCCAACUGGCAGUGUGAUGGGUGGCCCACCUGUGAGGAUGAGAGUGAUGAAGUUGACUGUCCAGGCUUGACAGGGGACCAACGAACUUACCAUGGGAAGGAGAAUGUGGACUCGAGGCACAGCAGAGGGAGAGGAGGGGAGACCACCCGCUUCCACACCGUCAAUGUGGCACAGCCCGUCCGCUUCAGCAGAAAGUGCCCAACAGGAUGGCACCACUAUGAGGGCACAGCCAGCUGCUACAGGGUGUAUUUAAACGGGGAGAACUACUGGGACGCCGUGCAGACAUGCCAGCGGGUGAAUGGCUCCCUCGCCACCUUCACUGCAGACCAGGAGCUGAGGUUUAUCCUGGCACAGGAGUGGGACUUGGAGGAAAAAGCUUUUGUAAGGAAGGACCAGCGCAGGUUCUGGGUUGGAUAUCAGUAUGUGAUCACCAAUCGGAACCACUCUCUGGAAGGUCACUGGGAAGUGGCUUACAAAGGCUCUGCAGAAGUAUUUUUACCCCCCGACCCCAUCUUUGGUACGGCUAUGUCUGAGAAUGAAAACGUUCUUUGUGCUCAGCUUCAGUGUUUCCAUUUCCCUACCCUGCGGCACCACGGUUUACACAGCUGGUAUGCUGAAAACUGCUAUGAGAAGUCUUCAUUCCUCUGCAAAAGGAGCCAGACUUGUGUUGAUAUCAAAGACAACAUCGUGGAUGAAGGCUACUACUUCACCCCAAAAGGGAAUGAUCCCUGUUUGAGCUGCACCUGUCACAACGGUGAGCCCGAAAUGUGUGUGGCUGCCUUGUGCGAGCGGCCCCAGGGCUGCCAACAGUACCGCAAAGACCCGAAGGAGUGCUGCAAGUUCACCUGCUUGGACCCAGAUGGCAACAGCUUGUUUGACUCCAUGGCUGGUGGAAUGCGACUGAUUGUGAGCUGCAUUUCCUCCUUCCUCAUCCUCUCCCUCCUGCUCUUCAUGGUGCACAGGCUGCGGCAGCGGCGCAGGGAGCGCAUAGAGUCUUUGAUCGGAGCCAACCUGCACCACUUCAACCUGGGCCGCAGGAUGCCUGCCUUCGACUACGGCCCCGACGGCUUUGGCACUGGCCUUACCCCGCUGCAUCUCUCCGACGAUGGGGAGGGUGGAGCCUUCCACUUCCAUGACCCCCCCCCGCCCUACACCGCCUACAAGUACCCAGACAUUCAGCACCCGGACGACCCCCCCCCUCCCUACGAGGCUUCUGUCAACCCUGACAGCAUCCUCUGCUCCACACCAGACGGAGUCCUCUCUCAGGCUGUGCAAAGCAGUCCUCCAUCACUAGGAAACUGUGACGUGUCCCCACAGCUGACAGAGGGUUCACUUCCUCCCUCAGUUGGUCCUUCCCCAGUGGAGCUGGAAGACUCUGUUGACAGCAGCACCUUUCUUGUCCCUCCCGACACGCCGCUGAACGAGACCGCGCCGGCAGAAACUCUCUCGGGCAGCCGCCACAGCCACUGCUCUCUCAAUACCAUCGUCUAAAGGAGUGACCAAGCCCUCACUGCUCAGAAAGUUUUAGCAGCUGUUUGCACAGACAAACACUAACCCUUGGCUGGAACUUCAGGUGGAAUCUCCACUUUGUCCUUUCCUUUUUGGUCCUAGGUUAGCGUCGUGCCUCACGGUUUCAGCUGUCCUUACUCGUUCACUAAUGGGUUCGUCCUGUAAAUACGGACUUGGAUAACUGCUCUCUUCUCCCGUGGGCUGUGGAGAAGAGGGCAGAGAGUUCCUUUGACUUCUGAGGAGGUGAAAAGUAUGGGUAGUUUUAUUUUUAAUGGGUUGGGUAUUUUUUUUUCUUAACCUGAGAGGAAACAAAAUCUGCGUCAGAGAAAAAGCUGCUUGGAUCGGGCUGGCCGCGGCUGGAGAAGGAGCCUGGGGGGCACUCCCCAGUCAGUCCACUGCUGUCUCUCUUGCUUCAGUGCUACACUUGGAAAAGGCAGAGAAGAUGGAACUGCACGGCUGGGGGGAGGGCUGGGGGCCUGUGCUGCAGAGUGGGAACACUGAGGAGCUAAAAGCCAUGCCAGCAGGCAGGGCUCGCCCAGCACCUUGCCAUUGGCCGCGCUCUGCGGGGACGCUGCGGGGACUGGAAGCCGAAGGAGCUACGCAGCGGGAGACAAGGGGCUGAUGGAGCAGGAGGAUUUGCAGUUACUUCUUGUUGGUAGCUGCACAAUCUCUUCUUGUUGGGUAAACUUCUGGCCCAUAAGGAAAUCUCUGUAAUGUUUGUGUCCCUUCAGUAGGAGCCUCCUUUGUUAGGCCACGCUUGAGGGAAGAGCUGGGGAGCUUCGGUGACUCGGCUGUGGGAGCCUAUGUUUGCUGCAGUCCCCUGAGGAGGAGCGAGGUGUUCCUCACUGCAGUGAGCAGUUCCACAGUGCUGGCCUGGAGAGCAGAGCAUGGCUCUGGCUUUUCCUAGUGCAUGCUAUGUUUAGCAUGUGAGUGUGUUCCCUGCCGCCACUGCACUUCCCCACAGUUCCUCCAGCACUCCUGUGAAGCCUCAUCCACGAGCACUACACCUGGCGGUUAACUGGACACUUCUUAUCCAAGCCCUCUGAUCCUAGGGACUCCUCCUGUGCCCCCAGAGCGUUUCUCCCAGCUCCCAGGUGGUGACAUCAAUAAAGCAGUUUGCUUCACUCCGAGCUGGCAUUGGAAGGUUCCCCCUCGGGCUGAACUGCAGGUGGUUUUCACGUGGCAGAGAGACGCAUUCGCUCCUCGCACUGCUGAUCUGGAUCUCUACAGGUGACUUGGAAUUUCAGUUUGGAUUUUGGUGUGCAAACAAUUUACCCUCCUGCCCCACGUCCUCCCCCCGUUUCUGCUUCCUCUGCACUUACUGUAGCAGUCAGCAGAUGAGAUGAAUCCUAAGGAGUUUGUACCCAAUGCCCCCUGUGAGUGUUCUUCUCUUACCUUAUGAAGGGUGUGAGCCUAGAGGGACCCGAAGCAGGCACUGCACGGGGGGGUGUUUGUGAUCUAUUUUUCUAGUCAAGUCCUACUUGUAUGACAAAUCCAAACUCACUCUGGUGGCUUCCCAGUGCAGCUGACUCUUUCCCCGUUGAAUAUGCUGCUACUUUCUCUUCUGUGUCUUGCCUGUAGGCUUAUACUGUACGUGGGGAAUGGUCUUGACAGUUCAGCUCCUUUUUGCACACAGACCGUGGGCUUCGUUCCUGAGCUCCGAUCUGGUGUCUUGACAUUCAGACCCUUGCAAACAAUCAGCCUGAAUCGCGGCUCUGGGGUGUGCUGCUGGCUCAGCAGAGGGAGGGGGGCGCCGUUAGGAAGCCUCUCCACCGGCAGCCGGCCCACCGCUGCUGUGGCUCCGGCGGGAUGAGAGGAGCAGUUCUCUGCCCUGGGGCAUCUCUUAACCCUCUCCGCCUGUAAGCUCAAGCUCUGGUGUCAGGGGUGGAUGGGCAGCAGCCGCCAGCGCCGUGCCUGCAGGUGGCUGAGCCUGUCUGCAGCGCAGCGGGGGCAGGUCCUGUGCGCUGCUGAGCGCAGCCAUGCGGAGGGGCCGCUGCGUGCGCUGAGCUCUCCUUCGUUCCCGAGGUGUGAAUGUGUGUGGGGGUGGUGUAGACAUACCGUAGGCGGUAACCCUUGUGCUGUGUCCAGCCGGGUGAAGCUGAGCGCUGGGGUGUGCACCAGGCUCCUAGGGUUAGUACUCCGUGGCAGGGCAGGCUGCUCAGGCUGCACUGCAGUAGGUUGCAAAGUCUGUGCCGGGGCUGAGCAGUAGUUGGGUAGCUGUGCAGAGCAGAAAGCUUCUGAAGCCAGGUGCAACAUCUGUAGCAUCCUAGGGCAAUAAGUAGAGGCCUUUGGGCUUGGUUUUAGUCUCUGAAGCUGGUUUGUGGCUGAGGUGAACAGAUGACCUUACCUCACACUUGCCCUGACGCCGGGGGAACCCCCUGGGUGCUUUCCUGGGUCCCUUUGGGUUCCGUGGUGAAGCUCCCCUGGACGUCAGCUCCGUUCCAGCUGGCAGCUCGCUGCUGGCUCCUGGCUGUAGCUGCUCCAGGCGGAGGUUCUCGGUAGGAGCCUCGCUGUGAUGGAUUUUUCUCCCCUGUUACUUCUGAGCCUUUCUCACUUGUAUCUUGGCCCAGAGGCUGUUAGUUGCUCUCCUUUCCCCUAUCCUCCUUCUUCUUAACUGUAAGCAAGGGAAGCUUUGCCUUGAACAGAGCAGCUCACCAAGUGCAGCUCCCUUACCUCUCGGUGAGCUCCUAAUUUGGCAAUAAAGUUGUUCUUUCCCCCCCCCUUUUUUUAAUGUAGCUUUUUCACACUGAGUACUCUCUCUUGAGGUAAGAACCUUUGCAGCAGAGACUGUCACAACUACUCAGACUUCUGGACCAAGUGGGGAAGAGCUGCUUGCUUGCCAGCAGCUGACUCCUCAGCCAACCUGCCUUGCCCUUGGCGAGGUGGCUGCCAAGCAGUGUGUCCUGAGCACCAAUUCCCAAGGGUUGAUGCUGGCCUGAGGCAGAGCUUUUCAUUCUCACCUCCAGUAAAUUGAUUGAGAUUU
This is a messenger RNA of Pogoniulus pusillus (Red-fronted tinkerbird), 4828 nucleotides long. It is a transcript of the gene DGCR2, whose product is annotated as DiGeorge syndrome critical region gene 2. Gene Ontology annotation, cellular component: membrane. Lineage: Eukaryota; Metazoa; Chordata; Aves; Piciformes; Lybiidae. The record is from RefSeq and is a predicted model, not a curated record. Gene Ontology annotation, molecular function: protein binding.